GGCUCAUGGCAUCGGAACCUGCCCUCCAGUAGACUCCUCCUGCAGAAAGGCAUCAGUACUUCGCAGUAGGUUCGUUUCACAAUAUUUCGCCUUCCAGUAGCAGAGUGCAGAUGUCCGUCGAAGAUUCAGCGACACCCUGUACAUCGCGGCGGAUCUCGUAGACGCCCGGGGUUUUGAAGAGUCAUGACUUGUCGACGGCUAUGAUGUGAUGGUUGCCGAAUCGAAGAGUUUACCAGAGCGUGUCGCAGGAAUAUACUACAGCCAUGGAGUGCUCUGCGCCGCUCACCCCAUACCCGUCAUCAUCGUUGCGAUAAUCACCGUAUUACUCACAUGUAUACCGUUGGCAAACUUGCCCCUUCCGAGCAACAUACCGCAAACGUUCGUCGAAAGAGCCAACAGCUCCUCUUCGGACGCACCGAGAUGGCUCCUCGAUCCGCCCAUCUUUGUACAGCAGGUGAUUAUGAAAAGUGCAGUCUCGCCUUGGACGGAGGACAUGAUACUCACAGAUGCGAUAAGGGCACCAUUGGCGGAAGUUUUCCGCCUUAUAGAAGCCAUUCAGAAUUAUCAACAUCCGAGUGGUAUUACUUUGCUGGAUGUAUGUACACGUGUCGAAGCGCCAUUGCGUCCGCUUCCACUCCCGCAAUACAACUGCCUCAUUGUGUCUCCAGCCAACUUCUGGCACCAGGACCCAAAUCAGUUUUUCGACGAUGUGAGCCUUGUCACAACUGUGUACAACCAAGGCAGCGUACAAGUAGGCAAGUCGUCCCUGUCCGAGCUCCUUUUCGGCGUGAACCUGAAGGAGGCUGGGUUCAAAAGGUACCCGUUGCGCAGCCGCCAGCGCAUACUGCAGUAUGCUGUAACCAUCUUCUACAAUGUCUACAACAAAGAGUUUGUAGAUGGUAUGAAUAGACACUUGGCAAACCUCUACCCAGUACACAACGACAACUCGACAAGGGACAUCAUACACAUCUAUCAUCCGGGAGAUUUCGACUUCCAUGAGUUCCUACCUCUCUUUUUCACCUACACCAUACUCUUUUUCUAUAUGUAUUUUUCCGUACGGAAGAUCGAACUCGUUAAGAACAAGGUCGGGAUCGCCCUGAGUGCUGUGUUCACCGUCAUGGCUUCGCUUGUCAUGUCAAUUGGCCUUUGCCUUUUUUUCGGUUUGGACCCGGCCGGGAGCAGCCGCGGCAGGGAGGUUUUCCCAUACCUUGUAGUCGUAGUCGGUCUUGAGAACAUUCUCGUCCUGACGAAAUCGAUCGUCUCGACUCAGGCCCACCUUGACGCAAAGAUACGAGUCGCUCAGGGAUUGAGCAAAGAAGGCUGGGGCAUUACUAAAAACCUGCUCGCUGAGCUCACAAUACUCACAAUAGGACUCUUCACUCUUGUACCUUCAAUCCAGGAAUUUUGCAUAUUUGCUAUGGUCGGCCUACUCUGCGAUUUCUUCCUCCAGAUGUGCUUUUUUUCGACGGUUCUUUCGCUCGACAUGCGCGGCAUGGAAGAGGCAUCCGACGGUAUGAUGCCACGCCUUCGCGACUAUGUGACUCCUCAGCAGCAUAGAUCUAUAACAAGGACGAGGUCCGUGCCAAGGAUAGACUGCAGGGCGGAUGAGAACGACCGAGUGCCCAAAAGACUCCGGCUAAUGCUGUUCUGGGGCAGGACAAGGAUAGUCCAGCGUGCUUUCAUGUUGGUAAUGGUCGCCUGGAUCGGUGGUUUUGUCUAUUCAGCUGGCAUACUGCAACAUCUUGUUCCAUCAAGCCCUGAGAAUGGUAUGCGAAGUGUUCCUGCGCAGCAGAUUCCACACAAGUAUAAAAGCCCUUUGGGCAAGGAAGGAGAACAGGCAAUACUCGAAAAAUCACAUUUGAAACUUCAUCCUGAUAAUUUUGACAACCAGGUCCUGCAGAAUUAUGGCGAUGCCGCUGUGCUCCCGCUUGUUAAAUGGUGCUAUCUGACAACUGUGUACAAUUCGAGCUCGGCGUGCCGUCUCGCCUCCUUGCCUCCAGUCCGCCUCGGCUGUCUCAUACCUCCGGUGCGGGCCACAGCACUUAGGAAUUCAAGGGAGCCAUUGAUGAAGCCGUUCAAAUGGCACUCGCUCGCCCAGGCACUCGACCCGACCGAGGAUGUUGACGCUGGCUCUCAAGCGCGUGACUUCGAAACCCCUUUCCUCCCUACGUCACCGCUCGAGGUCUUGCUCGUCACGGCCUUAUGCGUCAUAUCGAUUCUCGUAAUGUCAUAUGCCUCUUUGGCUCUCUACCACUGUAUUUGCUCGAGGAAUUACGCACAAUGGAGGUCGGCGUGGACGAACAACCAGGCCAACCAGCCUGACACAACUGCUCAGGUGGUCCUUCAAGCUGUACCACUUGUCCUGGAAGGCCAGGGUCAGUGCGUUGAAUGGCUCACAUCUGACGGAAGCACCGUUGCCUGUUCUUACCUAAGUGGAGACGUCAACGUCUGGGACAUAUCAUCUGGUGAACGGCUCUCUCACAUCAACCGUAAAAGUUAUUUCUCGCCAAAGAAUGAAUUAGAAAAUUUGAGCUCUGAGGGGAGCAGCCCGCGAUGCGAGUAUAAAUCCCAUUCACCAACGCCAUUACAAGAACAAAGGGCUAGGCGCCGCUUUACAUCGGAUCAGGAGGUGCCGCGCCGUUUGCCAGACCUGAGCAAGGCGAUCAACUUCAACUUUACAAAGAACAGUGGUCAGAGGGUGCCACAGGACUAUUCCGAGCAGGGUUUUGACUACGGCCCAACUGUACGACUACUCUACGAGCAGGAGACCGAUCUUGAAUGGGAAGAGGAAAAUGAAGAAGGCCUGUUUGAAAACUGUCCCAACAUUUGGUCGAUGAGCUCGGCUGAUAAUCUCAUCGUACUCGGCACGAGCUCAGGACGCCUCGAAUUCUGGGAGGCGACUACAGGCAAACUCAAAGGCAUAUUCGAUGAUAAUUGCAACAUCGGAGUGACUUGUCUCAAGAUGGUGAGUACGAGGUGCGUAGUUGCGAGGCUCAAUGGUGGCCUGGAGCUCUUUACCAUAGACUGGUGUUCUGUUCCGAAUCAGACCUAUAGAAGAGCUGGAGGCCACAUUAGAGCGCAGAGCAGUGGCGGCCUUGAGGCGUAUGGUUUUGAAAGCCUCCCUGGCAGUGGCGAGCUCAUGAUCCAUCGUAGCCGUAGCGUCCGUGCCCAUCAACAGCCGAUUACUGUUCUCGAGGUUGAAGCGGGCCGUAUACUGACCGGCAGCCGGGAUCACACGCUCAAGGUGUUCAGCCUGCAUGAUGAGUUCCUUGUCUUCACACUGCAUGCGCAUUGUGGGCCGAUAACGUCGCUCUUCAUUGACAGCAUCAACCCGAUGACUGCUGGGUCAGGCAGCCAAGACGGCAUGGUCUGCGUCUGGGACCUACUGACCGGAGCCUGCGUGUACUCACUGGAUGCUCAUGACGGCCCCGUAACUGCCAUGACAUACUCUUCAAGCUAUGUCCUAAGCCUGGGAUUCGACGAGAAACUCUGUGUUUGGGAUCGAUUCCAAGGACACCUUCUCAACACAGUCCAAUUGACUCAAGCUUACUGCACAAGCAUGGCGAUGCUGACGCAUAAUUUACUCAUCACUUCUAAACAGGGUUCUUUAGUUAUAUGGGACGUAAGGACGGGCGAGCCAGUACGACUGGUCAAACUUGGCCACACAGACCCGUACGUGUACGUCAACACGAUACUACCUCUGCGCGAUUCGGUCGCCUGUGAUUACGGCCAUUCCCUCCGCAUCGUGCGGUUCCCUCUUGUAAGGGAUAAGACUGACUGACGGGCCGGACAUGACGAUUGCUCAAUUUAUAACCCCCCAUAACAAAAAAACAAAAAAAAAAUGUCGACUUUUCUUCUCUUAGCACUGUUGUUUUUCUUUCCCUUAA
Molecule: messenger RNA, 3887 nt
Organism: Cimex lectularius (bed bug)
Lineage: Eukaryota; Metazoa; Arthropoda; Insecta; Hemiptera; Cimicidae
Gene: SCAP
Product: sterol regulatory element-binding protein cleavage-activating protein
Exons: 19
Coding region: 209-3781 (1190 amino acids)
Biological process (GO): SREBP signaling pathway
Cellular component (GO): endoplasmic reticulum membrane; Golgi membrane
Molecular function (GO): protein binding; sterol binding
Source: RefSeq, a predicted model, not a curated record